AUGUCAUAUAACCCUAACCAGAGACAAGAUAAUCUCCAUCUCAAUCUCAAUCUUAAUCUAAACACUAGCCCCAAUUAUAACACCAGUGGACCCAAUACUUCAACUACUAGACCGGAGAGGACGUCUCCUCAACAAACCACACAGCAAGUGCUCCAAAAUAUACCGCACCAGAUUCCUCAGCAAAUCAGUCAAUCGUUUACUCAAAACCCACAGCUUUCACAGGUCCCACUGCUGCUGGGUCCGACUCAGAUACCGCCUCCUCACUUGUAUCCACAGGGGCAGCUCUACUACAACCCUCAAGCUGAUUAUUCGUUGCCGCCUACCCUUCCACCUGUUUCCCAAUAUCCCAUAAGUCCCCAGCAGUUUCAAUACUCUCAGCAGCCACCGCAACAAAUUCCAUAUCAGUCGUUUAUCCAGCAACAGACUGCUCCUAGUCAUCAAGCUUAUGUUCAAAACCCAGCAACUGGUCAAGUAAAGGAGGAAAACUAUUACCAGCAAAUAGAAGCAAUGUCUGCAGCAACAAGGAGUAUCUCGUUGCACAACUAUAAUCAAGGUAUAUUACCUACGUUUACAGGGGCCGGAUCCAAUCUACUACCACAAGUGCAGCCAAAUGAGCAAAGACUUCCGAUACCUCAAGUUCUUACUUCUAUCCCCGAGAAAACACCGGCUGUGCCAAACUCUGGCCAGUUUCCAGCCACCGACCAGUACAAUAUCUAUUCUGGUUCGGGUUCGGGUUCUGGUCCCGCCAAUCCUCCUCCAUUUGCCAACCCAGCAUUGGUGGGGAGUUCAGUACAGCAUUUUCAACAACAACAGCAGCAGCAGCAGUCUUUUACGCGACAACCGCAGGUGAUUCCACAAGAACAGCAAUUACCACCACCACUGUCCAUCUACGGCCACUCGCGAACAAUUAGUGAUAUACCUCCAUCAACGACAUCAUUAUCGUCUUCUGCCUCUGCAAGGCAGAGCGGGGUGCAGAAGAAGGGCCACAGGAGAAGACACACUGCCACAGUACACGAUAUGACCCCCGAGACAGCAGCUAGAAAUAGGUGCCGAAUAUGCGGAAAGCAAUUCAAGCGGCCUUCGUCGUUGCAAACUCACUACUAUUCACACACGGGAGAGAAAAUAUUCAAGUGCCCCUGGCCUGAAUGUGGCAAGCUAUUUUCGGUCAAGUCCAACAUGACAAGACACUACAAAUUACACGAGCGAGACGCCCAGCGAGCUCUGGAUAUUCGAAGAGAAGGCCAAACUCAAGACAUUUCGGGGAAUUUUCAUUUCCCGCCGUUGCAGCUGGAAAUGACGGCGCAUCAAGCCCAGUUCCAGCAACAGCAACAACCAUUACAGCCACAUCACCGAGCAUCCGCUUCAGCUCCUUCGAACAUGUACAAUCUUCAACCUGGUCAGUUGCGACAGACACAAGUUGAAUCACAGCAGCAGCAGCCACCGAUACAGCCACCGAUACAGCCACCGAUACAGCCACAACUACAGCCACGGCCACCGCUGCAGCCUUCGCAAUAUCAAUCGUACUCUACGCGACCUGUUACAACUCAAACUACUACCACUACCACCACCAAUGCGGGGGAAAGUGCAGAUCCUCAAGAUACCCAACACCAAUACCAAUAUCUGCCGCCCCAACAACCACCUCGACAAUAA
Messenger RNA from Lodderomyces beijingensis, 1650 nucleotides. The record is from the annotation of a GenBank genome assembly. NCBI's taxonomy places the organism in Eukaryota, Fungi, Ascomycota, Pichiomycetes, Serinales, Debaryomycetaceae.